This is a messenger RNA of Saprolegnia parasitica CBS 223.65, 2478 nucleotides long. RefSeq lists its product as hypothetical. Gene Ontology annotation, cellular component: membrane. Lineage: Eukaryota; Oomycota; Saprolegniomycetes; Saprolegniales; Saprolegniaceae. The transcript has 3 exons. The coding region runs from base 30 to 1925 and encodes 631 amino acids. The record is from RefSeq and is a predicted model, not a curated record.
ACUAUUUCUACCUUCUGCCAGAGACAAGAAUGGACAGCGUUGGCGCGACCGCCCGCACGCCACGCAACGAGCUCAGCCGCUGGAAGAGCUACCGGGACGAGGAAGAGUCGCUGCCGCUACUCCAGCAUGGCGCACCCAAGACGUCGAUCGCUGUCGUUGAAGAUGCGCCCACGGAUGCGUCGGACAAAUACUUCAAGGUCGGUCUCUAUGGCCUUGUGAACGCCAUCAUCCUCGUGCCGCUCAUGAUCAGUUUUGCGCAAAUCAUCUUUCGCGACCCGGUCUUCCAGCCAUUCUUGUCCGAGCUCGUCAAGCUCACAAUGGUGUCUGGCGCCGUGCAUCAGCUCUGCUUCUCGGUCUCGAGCACGCUGCCGUUCGCGGUCGGUCAAGUCCAGGACGCCGGCCUCAUCUUCCUCUCGGCGAUGGCCACAUCGAUUGUCUCGAUCCUCAAGGCCUCCAACGACGCCGUGACGAUGGAAGACAUCCUGUCGACGACGCUGUGGACGCUCUGCGGCUCGACCGCGCUCCUCGGUGUCGCGCUCAUCAUCACGGGCAAGCUCAAGCUCGCGAGUUUCGUCCAGUACCUCCCGAUGCCUGUUGUCGGCGGGUACCUCUCGUUCAUCGGCUUCUACUGCUUUGAGGCGGGUCUCUCGAUGAUGUCGUCCAAGGAGAUCACGUCCAUCCUCGACUGGCAUAAGCUCGCGGACGCCAAGUCGAUGCUUCUCUGUGCGCCGGGCGUCGUCGGUGGCAUCUUCCUCUUUGUCAUGACGCAACGCAUCCGGCACUUUGCGGCCCUUCCGACGUGCAUGCUCUCGAUCCUCGUCGUGUUUUACCUCGGUAUGGUCGUCUCGGGCUCGUCCUUUGAAGACGCGCGGGCGUUUGGCUGGAUUGCCGCGCUGCCCAACGGAACGCUCUCCGUGGCCGACAUGUACAAGCACUUUCACGCCGACCUCUUCCACAUGGAAGUGCUCACGCCGCAGAUCCCGACGUGGAUCGCCAUGUACUUUGUCGUUGCGUUCUCGUCGUCGCUCGAUGUCGCGGCCAUUGAGAUGGCGCUGCACAAGCCGCUCGACCACAACGCCGAGCUUCAAACCGUGGGUUGGUCCAACCUCGUGUCGGGUCUCACGGGCGGCUUUACCGGGUCGUACAUCUUUUCGUCGACGAUCUUCUCGAUGAAGUCGGGCGUCGACAGUCGCUGGACCGGUGGUCUCAUCUUUGCGCUCGAAAUCGCCUUGGUGCUCAGCCCCUUCUCGAUCAUUGCGUACGUGCCCAAGCUCUUUUUCGGCUCGCUCAACGCGCUCAUUGGCAUCGACCUUGUCAUGGAGUGGAUUGUCCAUGCCAAGAAGAGCAUGCUCUGGGCCGAGUACGCGAUCCUCUGGUUCACGUUUCUCAUCAUGAACUUCUGGAACCUCGAGGCCGGCAUCGUGCUUGGCAUUGUUGCUGCCGGUAUCAACUUUAUCUUGUCGUACGUCGAGUCGACGGUCGUGCGCCGCGUCGCGCGCCAAAGCCUCGUGAAGCGCGACCUGCGCGAACGCGCGCUUCUGUACCAAGUCCGGUCGGCGAUCGUCAUGCUCGAGCUCGACGGGUUCGUCUUUUCGGGAGUUCCGUCGCGAUUCUCAACCAAGUCCGCAAGCACAUUACGACGACCGAUGUGCUCGAGCGAAGCUAUGCGCACGUGCCGACAGUCCGAACGCGCUUUGUCGUGCUGGAUUUCGAGCGGGUCCGCGGCGUCGACGUCACGGCCGUCCGCAGUUGCUUUACAGCCACGAAAGAACACCUCAUGGCCCACGGCAUCACGCUCGUGUUUGCAGCGCUGCCCGCCUCGGUACGUGGCAUGUUUGACCUCCACGACGUCCUUGCGCAGUCGAGCGUCUUUGACACGAUGGAGAUGGCCAUCGAGUGGUGCGAAGACACCUUGCUGCAGAUGAAUGGCGCGACGCCGAUCUUGGACCAAAUGCAGUACCACUUUGCGAAGGGCCAAGUGACGCCGCUCCUCGAGAGCUUCCUCCGCCACCGACGUGCGACGACGCCAAGCUCGACGACGCGCUCCUUCAGACGUACUUUGUGACGUCCAAGGAGCCGGCCGGGAAGCGGAUUUACGAAAGCGGCGACGAAGUGCAAGGUGUGUACCUCGUUGGGAAAGGCCAGGUCGACGUCUUCGUACCCCGGGACAUCCACGAGUACAUGGGCUUUGAGGGCCGGAAGCGCAUCGUGCGCGUCACCCACGGCGCGUGGCUCGGCGACGUCGACAUGGUCCUCAACAACCGCCACAACCUCACGGCCGAGACGAAGAGCCCGUGCUUUCUCUUCUACCUCGAUCGCACGGCGCUUGCCAAGAUGCGUAUUGAGCACCCACAUCUCGCUGCGCGCUUCGACAACGCGAUGCUGCAGUCGAUGGCCAUGUGGAUCAUGGAGUCGCACGGCAACGAAACCUAGCGUGUGCUCUAUCAAAUGCUAACAAAUGCGUAUGUUGCUGUGGAG